Gossypium arboreum is the source of this 700-nucleotide messenger RNA. RefSeq names its product membrane protein PM19L-like. The transcript has 4 exons. NCBI's taxonomy places the organism in Eukaryota, Viridiplantae, Streptophyta, Magnoliopsida, Malvales, Malvaceae. The record is from RefSeq and is a predicted model, not a curated record. Bases 71 to 541 code for a protein of 156 amino acids.
AUCAGUGAUUGAUCUUUCGUCUUUCUUCAACUUUUCAUCUCAAGAUCAUCAGCUUGUAGGAGGCAUUGCAAUGGUCGACACUCAAAUGAAACCUGUUGCUGCAUUGCUUUUGUUCCUUAAUUUCUGCAUGUAUGUCAUUGUGUUAGGCAUUGGUGCAUGGGCCAUGAAUAGAGCAAUUGAUUAUGGUUUCAUCAUUGGACCCGGAUUCAAGCUUCCAGCGCAUUUCGCACCCAUCUACUUUCCCAUGGGAAAUGCUGCCACCGGAUUCUUUGUGACAUUCGCUAUGCUAGCCGGAGUUGUAGGUGUAGCAUCAGCGAUAGCCGGUCUCAACCAUAUCCGUUCAUGGAAUGCGAGUAGCUUGCCAUCAGCAGCUUCGAUUGCAGGCGUUGCUUGGACCUUUACUCUACUAGCCAUGGGAUUUGCCUGCAAAGAAAUUGAGCUUGAAAUCAGGAAUGCUCAUUUGAGGACGAUGGAGGCAUUUUUAAUCAUACUUACAGUAACACAACUUGUCUACAUAGCAGCAAUCCAUGGCGGUGCUUGAUGCGUCUUUUAUCACUGAGGAGUUUUUAGCUUUGUGUUUUCCUUUUGAUUCUAGAAAUGUACAAAGAGGCCGGAGAUGGGCUGCUGCUGGUUGUGGUGUAAUUGGAUUUUUAUGUCUAUAUACAAUAAAGUGACUUUCUUGUUUGAUCGAAACACCAAA